Neopsephotus bourkii (Bourke's parrot) is the source of this 1676-nucleotide messenger RNA. It is a transcript of the gene SH2D4B, whose product is annotated as SH2 domain containing 4B. The transcript is spliced from 8 exons. The record is from RefSeq and is a predicted model, not a curated record. Gene Ontology annotation, cellular component: cytoplasm. Lineage: Eukaryota; Metazoa; Chordata; Aves; Psittaciformes; Psittacidae. Bases 13 to 1299 code for a protein of 428 amino acids.
UUUUGAGUCAUCAUGCUGCAGCAAAUUUUGCGUGAUAUGUAUAUUGACCCUGAGCUCCUGGCAGAGUUGAAUGAAGAGCAAAAGCAGAUCUUGUUCUACAAAAUGAGAGAAGAGCAGCUGAGGCGAUGGAAGGAAAGGGAAGAAAAAGCACGAAUGGAGGAGGCCAUCUUGAGAACGACAGCGAGGCGCAACCAGAGUAACGGCAAACAUGUACAGUGGCUCCAUGGGAAGGACGGUGAGGUCUGGGUCUGGGUUAUGGGAGAAGCCCCAGGUGACAAGCCAUAUGAACAGAUAUCAGAGGAGCUAAUAGCAGAGCGAGCCAGGCAACAAGCACAGAAGGAGGCAGAAGAAAUAUGGAGACAAAAGGAGGCUGAAAUUACAAAGAAAUUCCGGGAUGCUAUGGCUCAAGAAAAAGCCAGAAUAGUGGCAGAAAAAUGGAAAAUAGAAAUAGAAGAUCGGAAAGCUGCCAAAUUGGAGGAGGAAAAAAUUCAGGAGGAACUGAAGAAAAGAGAAGAAGAGGAAAGACAAAAAGGUGAAGAACAAAUAAAACAACAGGAAGAAAUCCGAGCAAAAGAGUUGUAUUUGAGCCUCAUGCAAGCUCAGCAGCAUAGUCAACACAGCGAUGAUGACCAGGAGUGGGAAGAACAGUUGCGUCGCUCCAAAGCUGCAGAUGAGGAAAGGAGCCACAAAGCACGCAGGGCUCGGGAUGAAUACCGACGACAAUCCUUGCGUGCCAUUCAGAAGGGAAGAGUGGCUGGCUUGAGUAAUUUGUUCCAGGGGACAAGCCUGAAUAACGAUCAGGAGAUAAAACUGAACAAUAGUGCAAGUUGUUUGCAGCCUCUGUCUGCGCCAUCCAGUAACAUCUGGGAGCGUCCUUCUAGACCCUUUUCCCAAGAUGUCAUCAUUCGCUGGUUCAAAGAAGAGCAGAUCCCUCGACGUGCAGGGUUUGAGAGGAACACCAACAGGAUUGCUCAAUGGUUUCAUGGUAUUAUCAGCCGCCAGGAGGCAGAAGAGUUGUUGAUGAAUAAAUCUGAAGGAACAUUCCUGGUGCGAGUCAGUGAGAAAAUCUGGGGCUAUGCAUUGUCUUAUCGCCAGCAAAGUGGGUUCAAACACUUCCUCGUUGAUGCUUCGGGGGAUUUCUACAGCUUCCUGGGGGUAGAUCCAAACCGACAUGCAACACUGACAGAUCUUAUUGAUUUUCACAAGGAAGAAAUCAUCACAUCCUCAGGUGGGGAGCUACUACUGGAGCCAUGUGGACAGCAGAAGAAUCCACCAGACUACAUCCCUUUAUUUGAAUAACUAAUUCAGGACUAACAGGAAUGAAUUCUGGAUAGCUGUAGUAAUAGAUAACUACAAAAAAUAACUGCUGAAAAUUAGUCAAUGAACUUCCAAUGCCACUGGUCUUGUGGCCAAAAUGCAUCCUCAUUAGAAGGCUCAAAAUAUUUCUGUUUUGUGUCUGAACUAUCAUUGUUAUUCAUAUUGCUGACAUUCUAAAUGUGAGAAGUUACUGGCAGAUUACAAAUGAGGACUAUUCCCAGAAAUUUUUCAGGGGGUCAUGGCCAAUUGCUAAAUGCUAAGUUCCUAUCUUAAUUUUCUUUAUGUCUGAGACUGAAAAAGCAAAAUGCAGCAAGAAGUAUGACUGGGAACUACUUAUAGAGUAUUGAAUGAAGUACCAA